GGUGGGGAGCAGGGUUCACCCUCCAGCUGCAGUGGGGCCAGGGGUUGGCUGGGUCGGGGAGGUGUGUCGGGGGGAGGUGGUGGUGGAGGGGGUACCAUCCUGCCGGCACGGCCCCUGCCAAGCACAACAUUCCUAACAGUAGUGGGAUUGUGUGGCCGGUGUUUUCUCUGUCCCUCUGAGGAGAGGAUGGAGGAGAGGGCCUCUCACCUGCAUGGCAGGCUGGUGGCCAUUUUGGUUCCUGAAAGAGCCAAGGAGGAGAGCGGCUGCCCAGGGCUCAGGCCAAGCUGGCACUGGCAUCACAGCUGGAUCAGGGUCAUGGGCGUUGGUUGGCAAUUUCACUGACAGGUUUAGUCUAGAACCCAAAACCGCAGCUUCACCAAUAAAAGUUGCUUUAAAAGGUGCACGAUAGACCACACAGAAUGAGUUGAAGAUCAUAUCCGUGGUGACUUGUUUUUCCAAGCUUGCACUCCAUUCAGUAAAGUUGUAGGCACAUUUUUUCUGGUACUGUGGUGCACCAAAGUAUGUCUUUCAAGAUUAUAAUUUUUUUCACUCACUGUUCUUUCUCCUUUCUCUCUCGUGUUUUGAAAACGUGUCUCCUCGUUUUUUGGCUUGGUCUUUUUGGGUAGCUACGACCUGUUGGGGGUUUGUCUCGGAACUGGACUAAGGUCGGAGAUGGUGGUUCCUCUGCAGAAGGGAUUUUGGAGGUAAUUGUGCACAUGCAGGUUGGGAUCCCUAUUAAGACAGAGAGUAGAUGGGGGAAAUGAUAAGGGUCUUUAGUUAGAGGAGGAGAACGUGCGUAUGUGUGUGUGUGUGUUGACCUGGUUGGAGGCCAAGCAGAUAGAUCCAGAUGAAUCUCCAGAGAUCCUGCCAGAAAUGUCUGACUUACUGGGGUUUUCACUUGAACGUUUCAAGCUGACAUUUAGGCUAGACUCGCUCCAGAAAAGAGAAAAGUGGGCAUUGGGAAGCAAAGGAAAUGUGCAGAUUGUCCUGGAAGUGCGAUGCUCAUAUGGACUCUAUCUACAUACUCAUGUCUUUGUUUUAAUUAUUUAUCCCCCCCCCCCCCCCUUCCCUCCAUAUCUCUGUCUUGUCUCAGCUGAUGGGCUACAACGAGAAGCCUGUCAACCUACAGAUGUUCAUCGGCACGGCAGACGACCGCUACCUCAGACCUCACGCCUUCUACCAGAUGCAUCGGAUUACUGGGAAAACGGUGGCCACUGCCAGCCAGGAGAUCAUCAUCUCCAGCACCAAAGUUCUCGAAAUUCCUCUGCUUCCCGAAAACAAUAUGUCCGCCAGGUGGGUGUCAUGGUCGCUCAAGGAUGACAUUACUCAGAGGAAGACCCUGAGAGUGUAAAAAUAACAGUUCAUGCAGGAUCGUAAUAUCCAGACAUACAUACAUACAUACAUACAUACAUACACACACACACACACACACACACACACACACACACACACACACACACACACACACACACACACACAUACAUACAUACAUACAUACAUACAUACAUACAUACAUACAUAUACAUACAUACAUACGCUAGGGAUUUUAUUAGUCUUAAUUCAAACCAACAGGAGGGUUAAGUUCAGCAGGAAAAUGAGAAUUUCCCACCAAGCAGAAUAUGCUUCUAAUACACUUUAUUUCCAUAUUUAUGGAUUUAAAUUGACCACAGUAUAUAUUUAGGCUUUUAUUUCGAAGGCUCUGGAUUUUCAUUUAUAAUCUGAAUUCCGAGCUUUUUUGUCUUAGAUUUGAUGUUUCCCCUCAUAGCUGUAGCAUUAAUAAAUCAUAUUUACUGCUGUCACGCUCUGGUUCCGGGACUUGGUAUUUUAGCCAGAGUGUGUUAAGUAUUGUUGUGUUUGGGUUGGUUGGGUGGUUAUUGGUUGUUUCUGUGUUUGGUUGAGUGACUCCCAAUCAGUGGUAACGAGUGUCAGCUGUCGGCUCGUUAUCUCUGAUUGGGAGCCAUAUUUAAACUGUCAUUGUUCACCUUGGGGUUGUGGGUUUUUGUUCAUUGUUCAGUAGUUGUCACUGAGGACUUCACGAUCGUGGUUUGUUUUGUAUUCUCGUGUGGAAUUAUUAAAGUCAAGAUGUUCACUCCCAACGCUGCGCUUUGGUCAUACUUCUUAGGAGAUCGUGACAGAAAAACCCACCACAACGAGACCAAGCAGCGUUUCCAGGAGCUGGAUGACGAGUGGUGGAGACAGAAGAGCGAAGGUUGGGAGAGGACUAUAGAGGCCUGGUCGACCGAGAGGAGAGACCCCCAGAAAAUUUUUAGGGGGGGGCUCACGACGUCGGGGCAGAAGGUGUACGGCCCGGAGGAGUGCAAGAGGUUGGCAGAUAUGGCCGCCAGUUUAAGGGGGCCACUGGUUACGAAGGGGAUGGAAAGUGUGGAGGCACGGCGAGAGGUACUGGGGUGUGUUUCCAGUCCGGUCCGGCCCGUUCCUGAUCCCCGUGUAGGGCCAGGGGUGUGUGUCCCCAGUGCGGUUCUGUCUGUUCCUGUUCCUCGCAUUGAACCUACGGUGCGCGUCGCCAGCCCGACUCGGCCCGUUCCUGCUCCCCGCACCAAGUCUGUGGUGCGUUUCGCCAGCCCAGCCCGGCAUGUCCCUGCUCAACGCACCAAGCCUACGGGGUGCGUCGCCAGCCCAGCUCGGCCUGUUCCUGCGCCCCGCACCAAGUCUGUGGUGCGUUUCGCCAGCCCAGCCCGGCCUGUUCCUGCGCCCCGCACCAAGCCUACGGGGUGCGUCGCCAGCCCAGCCCGGCCUGUCUCUGCUCUACGCACCAAGACUACGGUGUGCGUCGUCGGCCCAACUCGGACUGUUCCUGCCACUCGCACCAGGCUAAGGGGGCGAGUCGUCAACCUGGUUCAGCCUAUUCCUGCUACUCGCACCAAGCCAGGGAGGCGAGUCGUCAACCUGAGGAGGUCCGUUCCGGCUCCACGUACCAAGCCGAGGGUGCGUAUCGUCGGCCAGGUCCGGUCCAUCCCUGUCUCACGCGCCAAGCUAGGGGUGCGCGUCAUCAGUUUGGAUCCAGCCAGCUGGGUUGGAUUGGACCGGGGCCAUUACGGGGGGAGUUAUGUAGGGUGGUGGUCAAGCCCGGAGCCGGAGCCGCCUCCGAGGAGCAACACCCACCCAGCCCUCCCCUAUUUGGGGUUUUGAGGCGCGGUCGCAGUCCGCGCCUUUAGGGGGGGGUACUGUCACGCUCUGGUUCCGGGACUUGGUAUUUUAGCCAGAGUGUGUUAAGUAUUGUUGUGUUUGGGUUGGUUGGGUGGUUAUUGGUUGUUUCUGUGUUUGGUUGAGUGACUCCCAAUCAGUGGUAACGAGUGUCAGCUGUCGGCUCGUUAUCUCUGAUUGGGAGCCAUAUUUAAAAUGUCAUUGUUCACCUUGGGGUUGUGGGUUUUUGUUCAUUGUUCAUUAGUUGUCACUGAGGACUUCACGAUCGUGGUUUGUUUUGUAUUCUCGUGUGGAAUUAUUAAAGUCAAGAUGUUCACUCCCAACGCUGCGCUUUGGUCAUACUUCUUAGGAGAUCGUGACAACUGCAUUUGCACUUUGUAAUUUGACUCAGAUGUAUAUUAUUUUCACAAUAUGAUGGCGAAGGUUUGUUAUGGCAUUAAUUCAGCCUUCCAUUCAGCCUAAUUAAUGUCUUCAUUGAUACCCAAUCGGGGGUGUGUUGCUUAGCUCCCCUCCCUAUCUCUCUUGCAGUAUUGACUGUGCUGGCAUCCUGAAGCUGCGGAACUCGGGCAUUGAGCUGCGGAAGGGGAACGGAUAUUGGCGGAAGAACACGCGUGUGCGAGUGGUGUUUCGUGUUCACAUCCCCCAGACCAAUGGGAAGGUUCUCUCUCUACAGGCUGCAUCCAUCCCCGUAGAGUGUUGUGAGUGUCCAGAUCCUGUUCAGAUGCGCACACACACACAUACACACACACACCAGCCCUUUCUCUCCUCACUCACUCAUCUCUCUUUUCUCUGUCUCUUUCUAUCUUUCUCAUAUGUACAUUGCUGCCUAUGUAAACCCCUCUCCUCUGCUCUCCUCUAUCCUCCCAGCCCAGCGUUCGGCCCCGGAGCUUCCCCAGGGAGAGAAGGCCGUCUGAACUCUCUGGUCCGGGAAGGGGAUAUCAUCACAGGAUCCAACUUUUCCGAAUCAAAGUCAUAUCGGAGAAAGGGCCCUGUAAAGAUUUUCUCCUUUCUCUCUCGUGUUUUGAAAACGUGUCCCUCUUUUGGCUUGGCUUUGGUAGCUACGACCUGUUGGGGGUUUGUCUCGGAACUGGACUAAGGUCGGAGAUGGUGGUUCCUCUGCAGAAGGGAUUUUGGAGGUAAUUGUGCACAUGCAGGUUGGGAUCCCUAUUAAGACAGAGAGUAGAUGGGGGGAAAUGAUAAGGGUCUUUAGUUAGAGGAGGAGAACGUGCGUGUGUGUGUGUGUGUUGACCUGGUUGGAGGCCAAGCAGAUAGAUCCAGAUGAAUCUCCAGAGAUCCUGCCAGAAAUGUCUGACUUACUGGGGUUUUCACUUGAACGUUUCAAGCUGACAUUUAGGCUAGACUCGCUCCAGAAAAGAGAAAAGUGGGCAUUGGGAAGCAAAGGAAAUGUGCAGAUUGUCCUGGAAGUGCGAUGCUCAUAUGGACUCUAUCUACAUACUCAUGUCUUUGUUUUAAUUAUUUAUCCCCCCCCCCCCCCCCUUCCCUCCAUAUCUCUGUCUUGUCUCAGCUGAUGGGCUACAACGAGAAGCCUGUCAACCUACAGAUGUUCAUCGGCACGGCAGACGACCGCUACCUCAGACCCACGCCUUCUACCAGAUGCAUCGAGUACUGGGAAAACGGUGGCACUGCCAGCCAGGAGAUAAUCAUCUCCAGCACAAAGUUCUCGAAAUUCCUUUCUGAUUCCCGGAAAACAAUAUGUCCGCCAGGUGGGUGUCAUGGUCGCUCAAGGAGGACUACUCAGAGGAGGAAAGACCCUGAGAGGGUAAAAUAAACAGUUAAUGCAGGAUAGUAAUAUCCAGACAAUAACAUACCUCCUACAUACAUACAUACACCAAACACACACACACACACACACCCACACACACACACACACCACACAAACACACACUACACACACACAACACACACACACACACACACACAAACACACACACACACACACACCACAAACACCACACACAAAAACACACACCACAGACACACACCACACAGACAUCAUACAUACAUACAUACAUACAUACAUACAUACAUUACACACACACACGCUAGGGAUUUUAUUAGUCUUAUUUAAACCCACAGGAGGGGGUCAGUGGAUAGCAGGAAAAUGAGAAUUCCCAACGCAAGCAGAAUAUGCUUCUAAUACACUUUAUUUCCAUAUUUAUGGAUUUACAUUGACCACAGUAUAUAUUUAGGCUUUUAUUUCGAAGGCUCUGGUUUUUCAUUUAUAAUCUGAAUUCCGAGCUGUUUUGUCUUAGAUUUGAUGUUUCCCCUCAUAGCUGUAGCAUUAAUAAAUCAUAUUUACUGCAUUUGCACUUUGUAAUUUGACUCAGAUGUAUAUUAUUUUCACAAUAUGAUGGCAAAGGUUUAUUAUGGCAUUCAUUCAGCCUUCCAUUCAGCCUAAUUAAUUUCUUCAUUGAUACCCAAUCGGGGGUGUGUUGCUUAGCUCCCCUCCCUAUCUCUCUUGCAGUAUUGACUGUGCUGGCAUCCUGAAGCUGCGGAACUCGGACAUUGAGCUGCGGAAGGGGGAGACGGAUAUUGGGCGGAAGAACACGCGUGUGCGAGUGGUGUUUCGUGUUCACAUCCCCCAGACCAAUGGGAAGGUUCUCUCUCUACAGGCUGCAUCCAUCCCCGUAGAGUGUUGUGAGUCUCUCUGCUCUCCUCUUUCCUCCCAGCCCAGCGUUCGGCCCAGGAGCUUCCCCAGGUAGAGAAGGCCAGUCUGACCAGCUCUCUGGUCAGCGGGGGAGAGGAGAUAGUCAUCACAGGAUCCAACUUCUUCCCCGAAUCAAAGGUCAUAUUCCUGGAGAAGGGCCCUGGUAAGAGAUUUGUACACACAGCGUCUCACACACGGGGGAAGUCCUUGGGGACAUCCUUGCUGAGGAUUGUGAUUGUUUUUCUUGAUUAUUUGUAUUAUAUUGUAUUUUACUUUAUUUAGUAUAUUGUGUAUACAGUAUGCAGGGCUCCCUUGUAAAAGAGACGUUGGUCUCGAUGGUGUCUCCCUGUUAAAAUAAAAGUAAAAUAAAUAAGAUAAAUAAAUAUUGCUGACCCACAAGCUGACUCAUAAUUCACAUUGUCGAACAGUCCAAAGGAUCAGGACAGAUUAUUUUUUAUAUUGUCCUCUUGCCACAAUGGUCUUAUAUCAGAUAUAUAAUACUGUUUAGUUAAUCCAAAUUAAACAGCUCAAAGAAUAUCCACAGUAGCAAAUACUCUGUAGUUUGGAUCCAGUGAGUUGACCCAAGAUCUGUGUUGAUUUGGGUACUGUAGCUCCAUGUUAACGUAACCAUUGUUGGGUAGAGAACAACGGGAGUGUAAGGAAGGACCCUUCUCAACAUGCUCUGGAUAGAACGUCACCAUCACCAAUCACCUCUUGCAACUUAGAGUUCAAACAGGUUCCAAUAGCUGAUUUACUGACAGCGGAGGAAGAGUCAGACCCAACUAGAUAGAAACACCUGGGAAAAGAACAGUCACAUGCCUCCUACAGCCCUGGGGAGCGUUCCACACCAUGCUGCUAUCCCGCCCACUAGCACUGCUCUACUAUUUAAAGCACCUCUCUUUUUCUGUCAUCCAUGGAAUGUUACUACUGAGUUAUGUGUUACAAUACACACAUAGCUCAAGAGCAAGAGCCACUAAUAACGGAUCUCUAUCUCUUUUCUGAUUGUAUCUGUCCGUCCCAAGAGAUAGAUAGGUAGCGUAUCUGGCUGCUGCUACUGACUGAAACACAGGUCAUCACACACCCACACAGUACAAUCUACUGCUUACACCUGGCUCUUCAGUCUCUAGUCUUUAUCAGUGUUAAUAUGUAGCCCUGCCCUGUUCAGUGUUGUAACUUAAGAAGAGAGAGUCUCUCUGAGUGUGGUCGGUCCUUCUACUCAUACUGGACCUCUUCACUAAUCGCUUGGGUUGAACUUAACUUAUAACAACCCACUGUUUAGCCUCUCUCCCUCCUCUAACUCUCUCAAUAAUAAAACACAAGGAUGGGCGGGUUCCAGGAUGGAAACUGUGAAAGGGUGACAGCAUUCUGUGAACCAGUCCCUGCCUGCCCAUGUAGCUUUGUGAAAGAGGCCAAACUGAAUCAAGUUCAAACACGGAGGAGAGUCAAGGGUGCUGUUACUUACUGACUAAGAUACAUUAUUUUGAGAAAUUGAGUGGAAACCUUUACCCUAGGAGUGGAAACCUUUACCCUAGGAGUGGAGAGUUUAACCUAGGAGUGGAGUGGAGGAAACUUGGGCCCCGCAAACAUGAUGUGUGUGUGUUUUGAGGUUGAAAGAGAGAGAUAAUGAAUGAUCUGGUUUGUAUAAAUUGUCCCUCAUCACGGCUAAUCCAGCCGCUUAUUGCAGACCAUGCCUGAUUGGAGGGAGCGGAUGGAGGGAUGGAAUAAAGACAGGAGAGGAAGAGAGUAGAAAUGACAGAGUUUUCCACCUCCUCCUUCCAUAAACAGAGUACAACAGUGGAAUCACGUUGAGUGUAAAAUACAGGUUUAUUGUGGUUAGUUAGUUAAUGCAUAGUCAGUGUUUCCCCUAGGAUUAUUUUCAGCAAUGGUGGCAGAGUUGGGGGGGAUGGGGUCUAGCGGGAGCUGGGUCUUCCUGCGGGGGGGUAGGGUGGGGUCUUCCUGGGGCAUAUAUAAAAAUAAAUGCAGUGGAAGCGCCGCUGCUAAAUGCACAUAAGAGGAGGGGAGGGUUCGGUAACAGGGAUCCCUAGCUCCAGGCACCAGUUCAUAAGAAGUACUACAUUACUGUUUAUGGAAUCUCUACUGGCCUCUUUACUGGACUCUCUUCUUGACUUGUUAUAUUCCCAUUUUUAAAGAUGAUAAAAGUCACUUUGAAUAGAAAAGUUUGCAAAAUUACCAUAUUGUUUUUAUUACAAGCAGUAAUGGAGGUAUUUUAGUGAGUUGGUUGACUGUUAGUUAGGUCAAUGGACUUGACUGCACUGCAGUGAGGAUAGGGGAGGAGGGGGAGAGGUAGUUGAGGUGAGGAAGGGGAAGUUAGCCAUGAGGAUGCAGGCAGGCUAGCUACAGCAGGUCUGUCAGUGUGAGGUCUGGUCUUUGGCUCGCUCGCUCAUCACCUCUUAAUGCUAGGAAAAGCAGAAAGGGCCUUUCCAUCUGUCCAGAUGAAACAGGAUAAUAUCCAAUGGCUUCAUGCUGACUUCUAUCACUUUAUUACCUGCUCGGAGGGAGGGAAGUAUGGCUCAGAGGAAGGGGAAUAUGAAAAAUGCAUUAUUAUUCUGAGGGAAAAAACAUAUUAUUUGACCAGAGUGAACCUCAUCAAACAGAGAAAAAGGGUCCCUAGUUGGACUGACUGACUGCCUGACUGACUCUACUGGCUGACUGACUCUACUGACUCUACUGGUUGACUGACUCUACUGACUGACUGACUCUACUGAUUCUACUGGCUGGCUGACUCUACUGACUAUACUGAAUGACUGACUCUUCUGAUUCUACUGGCUAACUGACUCUACUGGCUGACUGACUCUACUGACUAUACUGAAUGACUGACUCUUCUGAUUCUACUGGCUAACUGACUAUACUGACUGACUGACUCUACUGACUCUACUGAAUGACUGACUGACUCUGCUGAUUCUACUGGCUAACUGACUACUGACUCUACUCUGACUGAUUCUACUUGACUCUACUGACUAUACUGACUGUACUGACUCUACUGAUUCUACUGGCUGUCUGACUCUACUGACUACUGACUAUACUGACUGACUGACUCUACUGAUUCUACUGGCUGUCUGACUCUACUGACUAUACUGACUGACUGACUCUACUGAUUCUACUUGACUAUACUGACUGACUACUGAUUCUACUGACUGACUGACUCUACUCUGAUUCUACUGACUGGUCUGACUCUACUGACUAUACUGACUGACUGACUCUACUGAUUCUACUGGCUGUCUGACUCUACUGACUAUACUGACUGACUGACUCUACUGAUUCUACUUGACUAUACUGACUGACUACUGAUUCUACUGGCUGUCUGACUAUACUGACUGACUGACUAUACUGGCUGACUGACUACUGACUGGCUGAAUACUGACUAUACCGACUGACUGACUCUACUGAUUCUACUGGCUGACGACUCUAUACUGACAUUAUACUGACUGACUGACUCUACUGAUUCUACUGGCUGUCUGACUCUACUGACUAUACUGACUGACUGACUCUACUGAUUCUACUUGACUCUACUGACUAUACUGACUGACUCUACUGAUUCUACUGGCUGUCUGACUCUACUGACUACUGACUGACUGACUCUGACUAUACUGACUGACUCUACUGAUUCUACUGGCUGACUGACUCUACUGACUAUACUGACUGACUCUACUGAUUCUACUGACUGACUGACUCUACUGACUCUACUGACUGACUGACUAUACUGACUGACUGACUCUACUGACUAUACUGACUGACUGACUCUACUGACUAUACUGACUGACUGACUGGCUGACUGACUAACUGGCUGACUGACUCUACUGACUGACUGACUCUACUGGCUGACUGACUCUACUGGCUGACUGACUCGACUGGCUGACUGACUCGACUGGCUGACUGACUCGACUGACUGACUGACUCGACUGACUGACUGACUGACUCUAAUGUAGGGCCUUGAUGAGGGCAGAAGUUUACACAAGGGGAGUGGAGAAUGACGUUUAAAAAAAAACAGUGGUUGAAUUGAAAUUGCAUUUAACACACCAGGCAUCAGUGUUUUUCCUUUCUUCUAUACAAAAGGUCUAAAAGCUAUAGUUAUUAUAGCUGUCUGACUAGCUUAGCCCUCGUUGUUUUGGUAGAUAUCAUAACACAUGGAUGUGUGUUUUUAGCUCUCUGAGAGGGGAGCAUAUAGAACAUGUUUUCUCUCGGAGAGAGGGGUGGAUGGAUGUGUGUUUUCAGGUGGGGGGUGCGAUAUGAGGUUCCUGUUGGAGCUUGUUUUGUGCUGGGCGGAGGACGGUGGCAGUACAUGUGGGGCCCUCUACCUCCUCUCUCCUGCCUAUUGAAUGUCAACAUGUGCUGCAGAAAUACACUCAGUGUGCUGUAUGCUGAAGUCAGACAGAGCUAAGGCACCCAAGGUCAUUAUUCAGUCAUUACCAGAAAGCUGUCUGACUCAGAUGGCUAGAGGAGUAGCUAGAGCCCUUACACCAAAAGAGAGGGAACCUCCCAAUAGAGAUACAAUAGCCUAGAGUGGUUUAUGUCAUAAACCUGUUCUGUUUCCUUCUGUGGGACGGUGGAACCUCCACUGAGCUCUAUGGAAGAGUCUAAUGCACCACAGGAUUACUGGGACAAAGACUGUCAUCUGCCUCUGUUAGGAUGAGAUCAGGGGCAUUUCUAAGCCUUCCUAACUAAAGUAGUAUGUUAUCAGUUAAGAGGAGAUCAGAGUAGGGCCAUCUACUAUAGAUGGCCAUUAGAAGGGGAAGCCUUUGGAAAGAAAAGCAGAAUACUGUAGAUGUACAGGACUUAGCCUAUAACUACAGUACAGCUAUAAGAUCCCAUUGUAUAGAUGGGGAGUCUUUCAGCAGGCAUUAGGGCAGAUCGGUUUUGGGGAAGCCCUUUGGUUAAGUGGAGAAGUAACACAGGUGCAGUCAGAUGUAAUCAGGCCCAUAUUGUGAACAGCAUGAAACAGCCCCAUUUGCAAUUGCAAGUUAGUGUGGCAUCAUGCCAUUUAAAAAAAGGUGUAGCUACUUACUACUGUAAGUGACAGCAGUAGUUGUGCAGUAGUAGCUGAAAAUAUCUCUUUAUAUAGUAGUUGUGAUGAUCGUGACUUCUCCUGAACCGCAGCACCAGCCCAGCAGCCCGUUAUAAUUCUCUCAACUGCUUUUCUGAAUGGCUGGAUGCCUAAGAUGUCUGGCCAGAUCAUUAGAUCUGUAGUAGGAAAACUGGAAAAUAAGGGGAUGUUUCCUUUCCUAAGCCAGCCAGAACUCUGGCAGCACAACGCAGCCCAGCACGUGGUGGACCAACCGACGGAGGGAGGGAGGGGUUUUUAAAUAAAUAGACAGUUAUUCCACUCUUCUCUCCAUAAUGUUAACCAGGCAAGACAAUCAGCAGGAUAUUUAGACUUUGAUUACUUUUUAAUAGCUGUAAAAAUACUCUCCACAGGGUUUCUGUGUCCAUAAAGAUGACAUCAUUGAGAUGUUUCAGGUCCCCCAGCCAGAACCAAUUGAAAUCCCUCUGCUUUCCGAAGAUUUUCUGUGGUUCAUAUUAAGCCAUGUCUGCUGGGGCAGAGAGAGUCAUACACUGACAUGAUGAUCAUUAGGAAAAUAGACAGUACCCCAAAAGAUAACUUCCAAAAUAUUACACAAGACUUAAAGAUGGGUCUGAAAAAUAAUGCAAUGAUCAUAGAUCUUCCUCAUAAUUAGGUUGUGUGGCCGGGGUGUAUUGCAUGUUACGUGCAUUUAGCUACCUGACUUAUUCAGCUUUUUUCAACUCAACAUUACUGUAUGAUCUUUAGAUUUGAUGGUCUUGGUUUUAUAAACUAUUUGACAGAUACUAUAAUUCACUUCCUCCCAGAUUCACAUUGAUAUAGGAAUUAGUCCAAAAGCUGGCAAUUCAAUUAGGGGAGGAUUUGAUGGAGUCCUUUGUGUCACAUUUGUCUGUUGACUCCAUCUGUUUUGUGGAGGAGUAGCAGGAUGAGGAGGAGGGGGGUUGACUCUUUGCUGAAUCCCUAUGGGUGCCAUUCUGCUAUUAAUUCACACAUUAUUUGAAAAGCAGACAAAGAGCCGAAUGCAUUGUCUCUCGCCAGGCCCAGACUGGAGUGGGAAUGCUGUGAUCUUGCUGUCUGUCACAAUGGAGUCCUACAAUGUGUUCUACUCAUCUAUCAUGUCUUCUCCCUCUUUUUUUCUCUUUUAGAUGGAAGACCACAGUGGGAAGUGGAGGCGAAAAUCAUCCGGGAGAAAAGUCAAGGAGUAAGUAGAACAUAUGCUUUCUACACGUCUCUGUAGCUUAGCUGUCAUAUAAAGGCAAUAUUUUUUACAGCUGUUAGAUUUAUGUAACAUUAUGAAUUAAUUAUUACUAAAGUAUCCUGACCUAAUGUGAAUGUCUGUGAAAAGUGGAAACGUUGACUGUGUUGGUUCCUUCUCCCAGUCGAACAUCGUGGUUGAGGUCCCUCCCUACCACAGUAAGACCGUGACCUCGGCUGUUCAGGUGCAGUUCUACGUGUGCAACGGGAAACGGAAAAGGAGCCAAUCACAACGCUUCACUUACCUGUCAGGUAGGAGGAUCUACAUUCUACACAAAUCAUAGUGCUUGAAUUGCAAGUAUUUAGAAUCACUGGUGGUUGUGUUCCAACCCAUCUUAAACACGGUCACACUGUACAGAUUACUAGAUCUGGCAACACUUGGUGUUAAGCUAACAUCUCAUGAACCACAUUUAUAUGAUAUAGCAAUUUUGUCAUGUGUGGCAGUGUUCUAAAGACUUACUGGAACACAAUCAUGUGCAGUCACGUUUAAACCUCCAGUUGCUUCUCACUCCUCUGUUGGCCUCUCAGGGUGAUUGACAGAAAGCAGAAUCAGCCAUGGAAAGCAGCAACACACACACAUACACUGCCGAGGCUCCUGUUGUUUUGGAGAGCUUUGAACUUUCCCUCCCAGUUUGCAUAGCUGUGGUUAAAGAAGGGGCACCUCCACUAGCAGUUCCAGUUACAUGUGCACCUGCCAACCGUUCAUGUAAAGCACCAUUCAACUCUAUUGCUGACUGUUUCUGAUGUGAAUUUGCAUUGACGUUUUAGUAUGCAAAUCUCUCUGCUCUCCAGGAACAUUUUACUGCACACAGGAAUUGUGGGAAUUUCAAAUGGUGUUGUUUGCCUAAAAUAAAAUCUCUGCAUCAAGGCUGAAAAUGAGUGUUUUUGACAUGUGGAUUAUGCAGUUUCCUAAUGUUUCUGAUUAAGUCAAAUCGCUGCGUAGUUACUUGAUAUUGUUAUUGUUUUCCAACAAUAACGUCAAACCAACAUUAGUCAAAACGAAAACUGCGUUGGUGGAAUAUAAUGACAAGUAAGCAAUUUCUGACAUGUACCACAGGAGUGUGUGUGUGCGUACGUUUAAAUGUAUGUGUGUCCCUCCACCCACUCUCCGUUUGCAGCGCGUCGCCCACUCAUCAAGUGCUUCCUGUUUUCCACGCUACCCUACCAGGACAGCCAAUUAGAGCACAGCACAGGAAGCCUGCUCUGUCAGUGUAGAUGCCACUAUUGUUACCACGGACACCGCACGCUUAAUUGUGGCAUCACCGGCCCACCUAUCACACUGUGCUACCUAGUGUGCGUGGGUAGCAGGGGCCCUGGCUGGCCCGGUUUAGGGAUGAACUGUGAGAAAAGAACAUCAGUUAACUUAUGAGAUCUCUUAAGGAGGAUGUCAUGACUAGAAUGAGUAGGGUUCUGAGUUGUUCCUGGUCAGGUCAAGUGGUCAACACAAGAAAAACUUAGUCAUUAGGGUUGGCUAAGUAUGAAUAGAUGCAGUCAGCAUAAUCCAGAGGAAGACCCUUCUGUCUCUACAAUAUCACAGUGCCUUUCCUCCAAAACAAAAACAUGUAAAAAAGCACCCUUUAACCCAUUCUACCACAGUAUCUCAGUCCCCUCCCCCUCAGAAACAAGUCUUCCUGGCUGUGUUCUCUCAGUAACAUUCCUGUCAGAUGGAGGGCCAUGGGAGGUAGUAUGGGUACUAGGGGCUGUGAACUGGUUUGUCCUCCUCCUGGUUUCAGCAUGGCUGGAGGGCAUUCUGCUUCUCCCCAUACUGCAGACAACAUGAUGGCACCCAAACCUAGCAACAUAUGCUCCCUCUCUCUGAUUCAGAGCUGGGUCAAAAUAAAACCCUGCCUGUCACAAGCACCAGAUUGGGAAAUAGGUUACUGAUUGGUACACAGCAUAGUUUUGCUGUGUGCUAUGUGCUGUUAUAAAGGUGUUCCAAUUAAGUAAAUAUUUCUAAUCUAGUUAACACAUACAUUCUGGUGAACUUGGGUGAACCACAAUGCUUUGACACGGUGGAUGUUGAUUGGGAAGUUAAUCCUGAGAUUCGGCUAUUUGUGGUGUUCCAGAAUGUGGUAAAACAACGAAUGAGUACUGCCUUCUUUGGUUUCCCAUACUGAGUGUCUCUCUCUCUCUGUCUACCGCACUCCCUCUCGCUCGCUCUCUCUCUCUCGCUCUCUCUCUCACUCGCUCUCUCUCUCGCCCUCUCUCUUACUGUCUCCAGUCCUGGUGAAGCAGGAGCAUAACAGAGAAGAGAUGGAAGGGCCCCCUGCUGUGCCCCCCAUGCCCGGUAUGUCCAUGCCCCUGGCCCAUGCUGCCAGCCUGGUCCGCAAUACCCACACCCAGCUGCCUUCCCCUGAGCAGGGCCACCCGCCGGACGGCCUUCUGUCCAGCUCUCCCCGGGGCCUGGCUGCGGGCCCCGGCCCCAGCCUCCAUACUCUGCAGCCUGCCUGCCCCCUCAUGGGCUCCCCCUCCUUCCAGCACCUGCCUCACCUCCAGGGCAGAGGCCUCCACAUGCCUGCUGACUGCCACAUGACGUUCCAUCCGGGCCCAGCUCCUCCCAACAGGCCCUCCUACCAACACCAUCCUAUGCAGCAGAGUCACAGCCAUCCCGGCCACGUAAGCAACCUAAAUCACAACCUGCCCUACAACGGCCAGUCCAGCCUGCCUAUGAACAUGAACACUGGGGCUCCGCAGGGCUAUGAGAGGAUGCCUUACCACCAGCAGCAGUCUGACCCCGGGGCCUCUCACCCCAUGGGGCUGGGUAUGGUGUACCACUCCUCCCCAUCCACCUCCGCCCAGCAGGCCUCCAGCCCCCACAGCCCCAUCCCCACUGCCCCCCACAGCCAGCCCAUGACCCACUCCUCCCACUCUGCUCCUCACCUGCUCUCCAUGGGCUACCACUGUUCCCCCAACCCCAGCCAGGUGCCCUCGCCCACCCACCCCAACCACCCCAUGGGCCAGCCCUCACCCACCCACCCUAACCAUCCAAUGCAGCCCUCCCCCCAGCUGCAGAGAGCUAUGGGGGGCUACCACCCCACCAGCCAGAGGUCUGCCUCCUGUCCCACUACCUCCAGUGCCCCUCCAGCCCACAUUGUGCCCUCGCCCCACUCCGGGCCAUCCUCCCCCCAGCUCCACUCCCUGCCCUACCAGUCACCCACCUCCCCCUCCCCCACCGGCAGCCCUCUGGGCCACCCAGCACACAGUCCCCAGGCCAGCAGCCCUGUCAUGUCCAGCCUGUCCCCAGGGGGACCGGGGCCCCUCGUGCAGCAGCACCCUCUGGCCCCCCAGCAGGGCCCCUUCCCUACGGAGGGGGAGAGCAUGAACAUCAAGCAGGAGCCGGAGGAGAGCGAGCCCACCUUCAGAUCCAUCGGCCUGCAGGACAUCACACUGGACGACGGUAAGACACGGCUAUGUCUAUGUCACCCUCUCCAUCUCUCCAUGUGUCUGUACUCUCUCUAUAUCUCAUUCUCUCUUGAUUAGGGGGAAUUUAAAAGCCCUUAAAUUUCCAUUAUUUUAAUAGCCUUUUAGGAUUUAAAAAAAGUUCCAUUACAUUACAUUGUUGCAUAGCAUCCAGCUAACACGUGUUAUACAAAACAGCUUCUGUUUUAUAACACUGUGUAAAAAGAUACUUUCCACCAGUUGCUGAAUUCUCCUGGGUGAAAUUAUGUCUCAUUAUAGUGAUUGUAUUUCAUACAUACAUCACUUAAACCGGCAGUUGGGUUUUGUACACAGUAGGGUUGUUAUUGAAUGGUCCUGACUGAGUACAGGAGGAUUGGACAUCAUAGCAGCACAAUAGACUAAUGACUCUUCACACUAAAGGCCUCAUCACAAAUAGCUCAUCCCCAUCUGACACACACACACACACACACCAGUAAGGAGAUUCAUUACACUUUGGGUUCAGCUCAUUUGUACUGACUGGAUGUUGCAACAGUGGGAAUACUAGGAAAAUAGUUUUAUACCACAGAGACCACAGCCGCGUCGUUAUGCUGCUGCAAUUACUGUGUGUGUAUGCGGGUGUGUGGGUCCUUUCCAUUCUUAAUUUGGAUGCUGAAGAGGACUAAUGUACCUCUAUUUACGGUGGUAUAACAAACUGACUUGAGAAUGAUGAGUCUAACUCAUUAAAAUUCGUAAUUGAGUGCCUCUUCACCUCAAGAACACUACAAAUCCUAACUCAGCACAAACCGUCAGAGAAACCACCAUUCCUCAUUUAGUUUCUAAUCUGCCACGCACAGCCACUUCUGCUUCUCUGAACCCUGGUCCCGGUCAGUCACAUAUUCAAAUCAACAGCAGUCAAAUGGCCCAUAGUUAAUAAACAGCCUGAAGAGACUGCGACAUAAAGUGUGUGUGUGUGUGUGUGUGUAUGCAUCAGCAAGUGCUGUAUUGUGUGCUAGCAAGGGCCAGGCUAAUUAACACGGCCCAUUAUCAAUAAGUCAUGUAUGAAAGGCCAUCAGACAAAAGUUAACCAGCUGCAUAAUACACUGCAUGUGUAUUCAUACACACACUCAUACACUCAGACUUAGUCGCACAGUUGUGUGUACGCACGCAUAAUCAUAAUCAGUAUAUCCUUAAUUAUUCGCUCUCUAUUUCUCUCUCUCUCUCACACUCACACACACACACACACAUUGUUAAAGUAAAGGUCUGGCUGCCUCAGUCAGUUUCCCUCAGACGGUGUAGCUACAGGUAACUGCCAAAAUAAAGGAAACCCCAACAUUAAGUGUCUUAAUACGUAGGGCGUUGGGCCACCACGAGCCAGAACAGCUUCAAUGCACCUUGGCAUAGAUUCUACACGUGUCUGGAACUCUAUUGGAGGGAUGCGACACCAUUCUUACAUGAGAAAUUUCAUCAUUUGGUGUUUUAUUGAUGGUGGUGGAAAACCCUGUCUUAGGCGCCGCUCCAGAAUCUCUCAUAAGUGUUCAAUUAGGUUGAGAUCUGGUGACUGAGAUGGCCAUGGCAUAUCGUGAAACAUCAGCAAGUUGAGCAGUCUUCGUCACUGAAGCUCCUGCUAAACAUGCCCCAACAUUCACCCCCCAAACUCACUGAGAUCUAUUCUAGCCAUGGUAGCCAAAAUAAUGGGGCAACUGGGCCUGCCCAGCAUUUUUAUACAUGACCCUAAGCAUGAUGAUGGGAUGUUAAUUCCACACCAGUGGAAGAAGAAGAAGUGUGAGAAAAGUUAUUGACUGAAAAGACUGACAUGGUUCACCCUGGGAUUAGUAACUCCCUGUCUGAAUGAGGCCUAGAAAUAGCUUCUGUGCCAUGCAGGCUCUGUAGGGCAUCCACACACACACACACACACACAUACACACACAUACACACACACACACACACACACACACACACACACAUACACACAAAACACACGCGCACACUGGCGCUGUAGGACAUCAUGAAGCAGUGAAUGACUGAGCAGCACAGUGCAGCAAAGGAACGGCUGAGUUUUUAGGCGGUCAGAGCAGCACAUGAAAUAUACCACAGAGCAGAGGGUUCAUGUGUAUUUGAGUAUUUGUUAUUUAAAUACCUUUUUUCUGUGUAUUUGACUAUUUUCAAAUAAUGUGGCCUGAAUUAACUACUUCUAUUGGAAGUAUUUUAAAGUAUUUUCGGUAACACUUUAUUUGGAUAGUCCAUCUGUAGUUGCUCUACUGACUAUCAGUAACAUUUCAACUAACUAUGUACUAACCCUAGCUCUAACCGUAACCUUAACCCUUACCCUAACCUUAACUCUUACCUUAACCCUUACCAUAACCCUUAUUCUAAACCUAACCAUAACCUUAGCAAGCAGUUGCUUAUCAACCGAUAGUUUGUUGAUAGUAUGACUAUCUGUAGAGCAUCUACAGAGGGAAAAUCCGGACUAUCCAAAUAAAGUGGGACCGUAUUUUAAAAUAAAUGGAUUAAAUGCAUGGGAGUGUAUUUGAGUCAGUGUAUUUUAGUAUUUUAAAAUACUUUCCAAGUGUAUUUCCAAAUACAUUCCAAUAUUCAACUACUUGAAAUAGUAUUUGAACCCUGGUCUACUAGACUACAGCUCAGCACAGAUGUCUGGAAUGCUAAUUUACAUAGCAUAAUUAUACCACCACUAUUAAUUCUGCAUGAACUUUACAAUCUGCAUGACUGUCUGUGAGUGUGAAUACUCUGUCGGUUGGGUUGUUUAUCUGUGUGUGUGUGUCUUUCUGUUAAUGUCUGUAUGUAUGUUCUAGUAGUCUAACUAAGAGCAGGGUCAGUCAGUGCUGAUAUGUACAUUUUAAUAUGAUAAGUCAUUCCCUGGUAGGAUUUCAGUAUACUGUAGUAUCACAAGGGGCGCAACUUCCACUGGGGACGGGGGGGGGGGGGACGGGGUGCCACAUUCUGAAAUUGUUUUAUCAUUGGAAUGUGAUACAAAACGAGGCAACGGUGUGCUUUAGGACCGUGCGGACGCCUCCGAGCGGUCGGGUAGGCUGUUUGGAGUGUUUAUCCUACUAUUAUUAUUGUGUGUAUAUAUAUAUAAAUAUAUACACACACACACAGUGGGGAGAACAAGUAUUUGAUACACUGCCGAUUUUGCAGGUUUUCCUACUUACAAAGCAUGUAGAGGUCUCUUUAUCAUAGGUACACUUCAACUGUGAGAGACGGAAUCUAAAACAAAAAUCCAGAAAAUCACAUUGUAUGAUUUUAAAGUAAUUAAUUCGGAUUUUAUUGCAUGACAUAAGUAUUUGAUCACCUACCAACCAGUAAGAAUUCCGGCUCUCACAGACCUGUUAGUUUUUCUUUAAGAAGCCCUCCUGUUCUCCACUCAUUACCUGUAUUAACUGCACCUGUUUGAACUCGUUACCUGUUUAAAAGACCACACGACCUGUCCACACACUCAAUCAAACAGACUCCAACCUCUCCACAAUGGCCAAGACCAGAGAGCUGUGUAAGGACAUCAGGGAUAAAAUUGUAGACCUGCACAAGGCUGGGAUGGGCUACAGGACAAUAGGCAAGUAGCUUGGUGAGAAGGCAACAACUGUUGGCGCAAUUAUUAGAAAAUGGAAGAAGUUCAAGAUGACGGUCAAUCACCCUCGGUCUGGGGCUCCAUGCAAGAUCUCACCUCGUGGGGCAUCAAUGAUCAUGAGGAAGGUGAGGGAUCAGCCCAGAACUACACGGCAGGACCUGGUCAAUGACCUGAAGAGAGCUGGGACCACAGUCUCAAAGAAAACCAUUAGUAACACACUACGCCGUCAUGGAUUCAAAUCCUGCAGCGCACGCAAGGUCCCCCUGCUCAAGCCAGCGCAUGUCCAGGCCCGUCUGAAGUUUGCUAAUGACCAUCUGGAUGAUCCAGAGGAGGAAUGGGAGAAGGUCAUGUGGUCUGAUGAGACAAAAAUAUAGCUUUUUUAGUCUAAACUCCACUCGCCGUGUUUGGAGGAAGAAGAAGGAUGAGUACAACCCCAAGAACACCAUCCCAACCGUGAAGCAUGGAGGUGGAAACAUCAUUCUUUGGGGAUGCAAUGGGGACAGGACGACUGCACCGUAUUGAGGGGAGGAUGGAUGGGGCCAUGUAUCGCGAGAUCUUGGCCAACAACCUCCUUCCCUCAGUAAGAGCAUUGAAGAUGGGUCGUGGCUGGGUCUUCCAGCAUGACAACGACCCGAAACACACAGCCAGGGCAACUAAGGAGUGGCUCCGUAAGAAGCAUCUCAAGGUCCUGGAGUGGCCUAGCCAGUCUCCAGACCUGAACCCAAUAGAUCAUCUUUGGAGGGAGCUGAAAGUCCGUAUUGCCCAGCGACAGCCCCGAAACCUGAAGGAUCUGGAGAAGGUCUGUAUGGAGGAGUGGGCCAAAAUCCCUGCUGCAGUGUGUGCAAACCUGGUCAAGACCUACAGGAAACGUAUGAUCUCUGUAAUUGCAAACAAAGGUUUCUGUACCAAAUAUUAAGUUCUGCUUUUCUGAUGUAUCAAAUACUUAUGUCAUGCAAUAAAAUGCAAAUGAAUUACUUAAAAAUCAUACAAUGUGAUUUUCUGGAUUUUUGUUUUAGAUUCCGUCUCUCACAGUUGAAGUGUACCUAUGAUAAAAAAUUACAGACCUCUACAUGCUUUGUAAGUAGGAAAACCUGCAAAAUCGGCAGUGUAUCAAAUACUUGUUCUCCCCACUGUAUAUAUAUAUAUAUUAUGUCCCACCCACUUCUAAAACCAAAGUUGCGCCCCUGAGUAUCACUGUAGUAUCGCCUGCAUAAACUCUGUGUGUGUACCACCACGUCACUGUUUAAACUGCUGUGGUGAUCUAACAGAUGGCCUUGGUGACGUAUGCCAGCGUAUGGGCCAUGCAGUAGUGUGUGUGUGUGUGUGUGUGUGUGUGUGUGUGUGUGCAGUAGGUCUACUCUGUGUGUGUGUGUGGGGUCAGGAGCGGCACAGAUUUACUGACAGAUGGACAGACGAGUUGAGAAUCCCACCCAACUGGCAGUAUGCACCCAAAAAUGCUUCCCCACUUCUCAUAAACUCCUCCUAGCCGAAUUCUCAUCUCUAAUAAACAAGUUUCUAUCUAAGAAUAUGCAUUUAGCAGUAAGAGGCAGGAGGAGGCCGUUUUUCUGCUAGAACUAGCACCUGAAAGGAAACUGCUGUGUACAGGACCUCUGCUUCUUUAUUGGUAGGUACAGUUGUCUAGAUUUGGUUUAGUGUCCAUAUUUAGUGUCCAUAUAUUUCCAGUCUUCCUGAACAGUGUUAAUGUGAGUGCACUAUUAACAGGUACAGUAACUGUACAGUAGUGUGUAUAGCGUGCUGUAGGUGUGUGCCUCCUUGCUCUCUCCCUCCCUGUCUUCUGUGAGCGUGAGUGAACCCUCCUGUGAGGGUGAUUACGGCCGUCAUGGUGACAGACUGAACCACUUGUGGUGCCGACCCGCGUGUUUAUCUAAUUAAUCAGCUGACUCUGGCCCUGUGUUUGCACAGACAACACAUACACACACAUACAUACACACACAGUGCAGACGGGUGGGGGUGGGGGUGGGGGGGCUAGCGGAGGCUGUGUGUGUGACACGGCGUGCCUGCGUCUUUUGUUUGCUCUCCUGCUCGGGCCACAGCUGCCUCUCGCCGUGAGCACGGCAUUCUGGGUUAAUAAUAGGCCGGGCCUGCUGCUCCCGCUCUCCUUGUGAGAGACAACGACACAGAGCAGGCACACACACUCACUCACACACACUUAAUUCUACCGCCGUCAUAGUGUACACACACACACGCGCAUGGAGACACAGGCACAUCGUACACACAGUAACCAGCACACAGUAAAUGCACCCAUCAAAAACAGCCAUUUUCACAUCAGUACUAUGAGUAUGGAGCAACACAUUGUAAACACUGUGCACACAGUAGUUAAACACAUACUUUAGACAGUUUUCCCAGGCACAACUCUAUAUACAAAUACACAAGAUCAAUGGCACUUACAGAGCAUGUGCACAGUCUCUAUUGACAUAGCAUAGCCAACACACAGACAUAAACACACACGUCUACAUUUAAAACAUGGGCUAAUCUGGGUCUGUUACUAAGGCUGCUGAAACAUCGUUGUCACCAGACUCCAUUCCCCUCCAUGAGGUAGGCCCUGUCCAUCUCUACUACUAGAGACCCAGGGAUCCAACCCCCAUUUCUAUAGACAAUGUGUAGUCUGCAGGUUGCACUACCACUAGACGGAAGUCACAGAACCCUGGCACCAUGGUGCUGGUCAGUUUUGGUCAAGCAGGCCUCAGUCUCUGA
Molecule: messenger RNA, 21801 nt
Organism: Coregonus sp. 'balchen'
Lineage: Eukaryota; Metazoa; Chordata; Actinopteri; Salmoniformes; Salmonidae
Source: the annotation of a GenBank genome assembly